AUGAAACCUCUAGAGAUACUACCAUUGUUCUUCAUUGUUGGCUUUGCGAUAGUUUGUGCGGAUAAUACACCAAUAUGUUGGGAUCACCUGAAUCCGUUAAAACCAUCUGAAAGAAAGCGAGUUUCAUGUUAUUCAACGACAAAUACAAAUUCAAAUGAUUUAUCAUUCACAAAACGUGACGAAUCCGACAUGUUUAAUGUUACUUUUACGUGCCUGGUGAAUAAUCAAACGCUUUGUAACAAAGUAAAAAACGCGUUUGAUUCUGCAGGGCAAAUAAUUGCUGCCGCGAUCGCGUUCAAAACACCUGUAACUGUCAACGCAACCUUUACAAAUUUUUGUUCAGUUUCGAAGCAAUGUUCUUUAACUUCAGGAACGUUAGGAGGGGCUUCUCCAGCAAGAUCCAUACAAAUUACUGAUGAUGAUGGUGUACAACGAUUAUUUCCUCAAUCUCUUGUUAAACAAAAAAAUUUUACUGGUAUUAAUCAUUCUAUGUACUCUGAUUUUGACAUUUUCGCUAUUUUCAAUAGUCAAGCAGGUUAUUGGUUUGAGGGCGAUGGUGAGAUGAAAAAUAGUCAGUCAGAUUUUUUAUUUGUUAUAUUACAUGAGUUGAUUCAUGGAUUAGGAUUUACUUCUGGUUAUGAUGAUUUUAUUAAUGUGUCACCACAGGCAUUGACACCACAAAUCUUUUCUGAGGGUACUGGAGAUAUUAUAUUUAGUGGAUUUGUAGAAAUGGUAUUCGAUAAAUGUAUGGCUAUUCUUCCAUCUGGUCAACGUAUAUCAAAUAUUACAAAACAACUUAAUACGACUUUUCUUUUACCUCCUAAAUCAACUGAUAUUUCAAAUGCGACAAUUCUUGAAACAACAUUAAAUCCUUAUAGUUUUGGUUCAAGUGUUUGUCAUUUUGAUUAUAAAACUUAUAAUAGAACUAGUGAUUUCUUAAUGAGAUACUUGCAAGAACGUGGUUUAACAUUACGUCAAUUCAUAUAUUUGGGUGGGAAUUAUCCUUAUGGUCCUAUAGGUCCAAAAUUACGAA
Molecule: messenger RNA, 1033 nt
Organism: Dentiscutata erythropus
Lineage: Eukaryota; Fungi; Glomeromycota; Glomeromycetes; Diversisporales; Gigasporaceae
Source: the annotation of a GenBank genome assembly